Molecule: messenger RNA, 1645 nt
Organism: Podarcis muralis (Common wall lizard)
Lineage: Eukaryota; Metazoa; Chordata; Lepidosauria; Squamata; Lacertidae
Gene: PHYHD1
Product: phytanoyl-CoA dioxygenase domain containing 1
Source: RefSeq, a predicted model, not a curated record
UAGUAAUCUGGUUGUCAUUCUGCACCCUUUCCUGCUUGCAAUUCUUUGGCAAAAUACUAUGAAUUCUUCUUCUCGUUCUGGGAAGUAAUAUAAUAGUUUUACCCAAAGAAGCCUCUCUUUUGGAGAUUUAUUAAGGGGAAUGUUCCAAGAAAAUUGGCAGGAUUUGGGCUGUGCUGUUUGCAGAGCACUGCAUGUUCCCCCGUCCUUGGUUUCUUCGCCCUUUGUUCGUCUUUUGAGGACAAGAGGCAUUGGCGUGACUCACUGUUCUCCCCAUUCCCCUGAGAGUAAAUGCCAUCAGAACUCCUAACAGCAAAAAAAUAAGAGGGAAAAUACAUCCUCAGCUCUUUCGGAAUGGUCUCUGGUGUCCUGAGAACUGACAGCUUAAAAAAAAGAAGAAGUAGCAAAAGGAUAAUAUGCUGAUUCCAUCUGGACUCUAGAGUCCAAAGAAAAGAAUUCAAAGUCUGCCCAAGAGGCCCCUGAAAUCAUCCUGUACGGCAUAUAUAUAUAUAUAUAUAUAUAUAUAUAUAUCCGCCUGUGUCCUCAUUGGCAAUAUCACAUGGUCCUGGAAGGGAUCACAGAUACAAGCUGUGGAACAUUAACUGUGGAGCCUCAACAAGAUUGCACAUUGACCACGCUUCCCUUACCUCCUGGCUGAACUGCUUUGCUUUGCCUUCGAUGGCAUCCAUAACCCAGGAACAGAUCCAUAAGUUCCGCCAAGAUGGCUUCCUUGUUCUUGACCAGUUUUUCAGCUCUGAAGUGUGUGAGGCCAUGAGGGCCCAGAUCCAAAAGAUCAUUGCUGACAUGGACGUGCCUCCUCACUGCCGUACAGAGUUUUCAACCCGGGAAGAUGAACAGCUCCAGGCACAGGGCAGCGCGGAAUAUUUCCUAACCAGCGGAGACAAAAUCAGAUUCUUUUUUGAAAAAGGUGUUUUUGACGGAAAAGGAGAUUUUCUUGUUCCAAAGGAAAAAGCUGUUAAUAAAAUUGGCCAUGCGUUGCAUGCAUACGAUUCCACCUUCAAGCAGAUCACUCACUCCUCAGAUGUGCAGGUACUGGCAAGAAAACUGGGCUUUGAAAACCCAGUGGUGGUGCAAAGCAUGUACAUAUUCAAGCAACCUGGCAUCGGCGGUGAAGUGACGCCACAUCAGGAUGCCACCUUUCUACAUACGGAACCUUUGGGGCGAGUGAUCGGCCUCUGGAUCGCCCUGGAAAACGCCACCCUAGAGAAUGGCUGUUUGUGGUUCAUCCCUGGCUCUCACACAAGUGGGAUCACUCGGCGUAUGGUUCGUACUCCCCCAGGCACAAUCCCCUGCACAAAGUUUGUUGGUUCUGAGCAGACGUACGAUGACAGGCAAUUCAUCCCAGUGCCUGUUGAGAAAGGUGGCCUCAUUCUGAUCCAUGGUGAGGUUGUCCACAAAAGUGAGCCGAACCUCUCCGAAAAGUCCCGCCACGUCUACACUUUCCAUAUCAUGGAGGCCAAGGACACGGCUUGGAGCCCAGAGAACUGGCUUCAGCCAACCCCUGAGUUGCCUUUCCCCUCUUUGUACACACAAAACUAACAACUGGAGUGCAAGGUGACGACUGACCAGCCCAUGCCUUGGAGUUCACUGCUAGCUACUUUACCUUUUUAAAAAUCUAGCUUUGUGA